CAAGAUGCCCCACCAAUGAGCAGCACACGAUGCCAAAAAUGUGAGGAAAGAGCCUCCCUGUUUGGCUUAACAAAUCCUCCUUUUUUAAGAAACAGAUGACACAGAAAAGCUUGAGUUAUCUCGUGGAGGGCACAGAGUAGUGUUGUGUAGUUCUCUGAGCAAAUAUAUUUAACUCUGCAACGUUCUUUGAUUCAGGGGAACGUGCCUCAAUAAUUCAACCAGCAGGGACAAAUUUAAUUUUAAGGAGAAAUAUUGUUUCUCCAGACAAGAGAUACCAAAACCUUUAGGGACCUGAAGAGGUAGAAUAUAAAGAAGGACAAAGUGGGGAAGAGGGUUGAGAAGGAAACUACAGACAUGGAGCAGAGAGAAAACUACAGCAGCCUGCACGAGUUCACAGAGGAGCCCAGACCGGGAGCGAACAGGCUCAUCACACAACACAGCGACGGCUCCCAGGGACUGAAGCAAGGCGUUGAGUGUUUGAGGAGUAAGACUUCUCUCCUGAUACUUAUUGGCUUUUUGGCCUCCAUCUGUGGCAACAUCGUACUCGCUGUGCUCUUGAUUAGUAGGCCGGUGCUGCCGGCCCCACUGGAGUCUUCCUCCUCUUCAGCUCUGGGUUUGAAAUCGAUGCAGAGGCGUUACAUCCAGCUGUGUGAAGACUACACCGCCCUGGGACAGGACUGUUCAAAGACAGUUAAGCAGUGCAGGGAGUGUCCUGAAGGUUGGCUUCACAUCGGGAAUCAGUGUUACUAUUUCAGCAAUGACAGGCUGGACUGGGUGAAGAGCAGAGACAGCUGUGAAGAAAUGGGCAGCCAUCUCACCAUACUGCACACCAUAGAACAGCAUGAUGCUCUGGCAAAGGAAGCUAAGAGAAUUGGUGGAUUUUAUUACCACUACUGGAUCGGCCUGUCUGACAUAGAGACUGAAGGAGAGUGGAGAUGGGUGGACAACACGACACUCGAACACAAAUACUGGGAUCAAGUGAGCUCAGAGCCAGAUAACCACCACUCAGGAGGGGAACACGGAGAGGACUGUGCCACCUUAGACAGCCACUCCAAGACAUGGUUUGAUGUUCCUUGUGAUCACAUUUAUAAACGAAUCUGCCAGAUGGAUGCCAUUCAGCUCAACUGAAUCCCUACACCACUAAAAAUGAUGCAGACCUGCGAAGGCUGGAUAUGCAAGACGAGAAAAUGAAUGAGGACAUGUUUGGGAUUACAGAAAAUAGAUGUCGGCACUAAAAUAAGCACAGUUUUGCUUUUUUGUUUUGGGUUGUUUUUUGUAAGCUCACAGUUGCUGAAAAGCUGCACAUUAUGUUGAGAAAGCUUGUUGGAGAUUAAGCUGUUCACUGAAAGAGAUCCUUUGCUUAGUAGUGCACUGAUUUUACACAAGGACGUGAAUAUUUUUUAAAAAAUGUGAGACCAUGACAUCAGGUGGCAAUUUUUGACUUUACAAUGAACUCGUGUAGUUUCAGAGUUGCACGGUCUGCUGGGAAAUGAGCAUGAAUGUUGUCACUGUGUCACAUUUUUUUAAUCUGUCUGCUGUUGAGGGCUGCAAAAUGCUUUAGAAAUAGCACAGUAGGGUUUGUUGGGUGCCAAGCAGCGGAUGUCCUAUUUUGACCUUAUCUUAGAAAUCCACCUUACCUUAUCACACAAAACCCAUGACAGCCCGUAAAACCCUGUGUAAAAAAAAAAAAAAGUUAUGAAGGUGAUUUGAUUCUUUUAAUCGAGUUUUGUGCAUACACAGAAGUUGCGUUUUUUUAAAACUGAGGAUUUCAAUUGAAUUUCAGUCGAAAAUGGCUGCAAAACAGGAAAUGAGAUAAUAUCUCGGCAAUGCUUUGAUGUGUAAACGUGGUCAAGUGUUUCGACUUACAUCUGAAACAUCUGGUGGAUAUGGUGUGUGUGUGUGUGUGUGUGUGUACGGGUUUCUACUAUCCUGGUGGGGACCACAACCUGACAUUUACUAUCCUGGUGGGGACUUUCUGCACCGUGGGGACCCAAGUCCAGGUCCCCACGGGGUUGAAAGCAAUUUUCACACUCAAAAUGUGGUUUUAGUGUCAGGGUUACAAUUAGGUUAUGGUUAGGUUUAGGGUAAGGGUCAGGGUUAGGCAUUCAUUUUUGAUGGUUAGGGUUAGGGUAAGCGGCUAGGGAAAGCAUUAUGUCAAUGGGAUGUCCCCACGAGGAUAGCAAACCCGCACGUGUGUGUGUGUGUGUGUGUGUGUGUGUGUGUGUGUGUGUGUGUGUGUGUGUGUGUGUGUGUGUGUGUGUGUGUGUGUUGCUCUGCUGAACUGGCCCUUCAUAUCUACUUUCAGCUACAGUAUAGUUUCUUAGUAUUUUCCCUUUAUGAUGAACCAUGUUGCUGGUCUGGAGUAUUCUAUAUUUUUAUGUAUGUACACUUGUAAAUCAAUAAACUAUAUUUUAUCAUCUAC
Pelmatolapia mariae (spotted tilapia) is the source of this 2422-nucleotide messenger RNA. Its product is annotated as C-type lectin domain family 4 member E-like. The transcript is spliced from 6 exons. The coding region runs from base 355 to 1128 and encodes 257 amino acids. NCBI's taxonomy places the organism in Eukaryota, Metazoa, Chordata, Actinopteri, Cichliformes, Cichlidae. The record is from RefSeq and is a predicted model, not a curated record.